Medicago truncatula (barrel medic) is the source of this 4917-nucleotide messenger RNA. Its product is annotated as putative disease resistance protein RGA3. The record is from RefSeq and is a predicted model, not a curated record. NCBI's taxonomy places the organism in Eukaryota, Viridiplantae, Streptophyta, Magnoliopsida, Fabales, Fabaceae. The transcript is spliced from 11 exons. Bases 162 to 2984 code for a protein of 940 amino acids. Gene Ontology annotation, molecular function: ADP binding.
ACGUUUGCUCACAAUUAUUGACCACCCUACUUUGCUGACUUUCUACUUUCAUUGCAUUUAUUCUCAAAGGUCUCCUUCAUAAUAGUUCAGCAUUCAUUAUAUCUAAACAAAUUUCUAAUCUUCUUAUCUUUUCAACUCUUUCUUUCUUUUCACAAAAAAAAAUGGCUGACGCUUUGCUUGGAGUUGUGUUUGAAAAUUUGACGUCUCUCCUUCAAAAUGAAUUUUCAACCAUUUCUGGAAUCAAGUCAAAGGUUCAAAAGCUAUCAAACAACUUAGUUCACAUCAAGGCUGUUCUUGAAGAUGCUGAGAAGAAACAAUUCAAAGAACUCUCUAUUAAGCUAUGGUUACAAGACCUCAAAGAUGCUGUUUAUGUGCUCGAUGAUAUCCUUGAUGAGUAUUCAAUCAAGUCUGGUCAACUUAGAGGAUCAUCCUCUCUCAAACCAAAGAACAUCAUGUUUCGCAGUGAGAUCGGCAACAGGUUAAAAGAGAUUACAAGGAGGUUAGAUGAUAUUGCUGAAAGUAAGAACAAGUUUUCUCUACAGAUGGGUGGAACUCUUAGGGAAAUCCCAGAUCAAGUAGCUGAAGGGCGCCAAACCGGCUCAAUUAUUGCUGAAUCAAAAGUGUUUGGACGAGAAGUUGAUCAAGAAAAGAUUGUCGAGUUUCUUCUCACCCAUGCGAAGGACUCUGACUUCAUUUCUGUCUAUCCCAUUUUUGGUUUAGGUGGUAUUGGAAAAACAACUCUUGUUCAAUUGAUCUUCAAUGAUGUUAGGGUGAGUGGCCAUUUUGAUAAAAAAGUUUGGGUUUGUGUUUCUGAGACUUUCUCGGUCAAGAGGAUUUUGUGUUCUAUUUUCGAAUCUAUCACAUUAGAGAAGUGUCCUGACUUUGAGUAUGCUGUAAUGGAAGGAAAGGUGCAAGGAUUGUUGCAAGGGAAAAGAUAUUUGCUGGUUUUGGAUGAUGUGUGGAAUCAAAAUGAACAAUUGGAAUCUGGGUUAACACAAGAUAGAUGGAAUCGUUUGAAAUCUGUUUUGUCGUGUGGAUCUAAAGGUAGUUCCAUUUUAGUGUCCACUCGUGAUGAGGAUGUUGCAUCAAUCAUGGGGACAUGGGAAAGUCACCGUUUGUCUAGUCUCUCUGAUAGUGAUUGUUGGUUGUUGUUCAAACAACAUGCAUUUAAACGUAACAAAGAAGAGGAUACAAAGCUUGUGGAAAUUGGAAAGGAGAUAGUAAAGAAAUGUAAUGGAUUGCCUCUUGCAGCAAAAGCAUUGGGGGGUUUGAUGAGCUCAAGGAAUGAAGAGAAGGAAUGGCUUGAUAUUAAAGACAGUGAGCUUUGGGCUUUACCACAAAAAAAUUCUAUUUUGCCUAAUGGAUUUAUUUCAUCUAUGGGUAAUUUGGACGUUGAUGAUGUUGGAAACACGGUUUGGAAGGAAUUGUACCAAAAAUCAUUCUUUCAAGAUAGAAAGAUGGAUGAAUAUUCUGGAGACAUUUCUUUUAAGAUGCAUGAUCUUGUCCAUGAUCUCGCUCAAUUAGUAAUGGGGCCAGAAUGUAUGUAUUUGGAGAAAAAAAACAUGACCAGUUUGUCAAAAAGCACACACCACAUUGGUUUUGACCUCAAAGACUUGUUAUCCUUUGAUAAGAAUGCUUUCAAAAAAGUUGAAUCCUUGAGAACAUUGUUUCAGUUGAGUUAUUAUUCCAAAAAAAAACAUGAUUUCUUCCCAACAUACCUUUCUCUUCGGGUUUUAUGCACAUCCUUUAUCCGGAUGCCAUCACUAGGGAGUUUAAUUCAUUUAAGGUAUUUGGAACUUCGUUCUCUUGACAUAAAUAUGUUGCCUGACUCAAUUUACAACCUAAAAAAGCUGGAAAUCUUGAAAAUAAAACACUGUGAUAAACUUAGCUGGCUUCCAAAACGCUUGGCUUGUUUACAAAAUCUUAGACAUAUAGUCAUUGAAUAUUGUGAAUCUUUGUCUCGUAUGUUUCCUAACAUUAGAAAAUUAACUUGUUUAAGAACAUUAAGUGUGUACAUUGUUAGUUUAGAGAAAGGGAAUAGCUUGACAGAGUUACGUGAUCUAAACCUCAGUGGAAAACUGAGUAUCAAAGGAUUAAACAAUGUUGCUAGUUUAUCUGAAGCUGAAGCGGCUAAAUUGAUGGAUAAAAAAGACCUUCAUGAAUUAUGCUUGUCAUGGGGAUACAAGGAGGAAUCUACGGUUAGUGCUGAGCAAGUACUUGAAGUGCUUAAACCUCACUCAAAUCUCAAAUGCUUGACAAUAAAUUACUAUGAAAGAUUAUCGUUACCAAGUUGGAUAAUUAUUCUUAGUAAUUUAAUUUCUCUUGAACUUGAGGAAUGCAACAAAAUUGUGCGGCUUCCGUUACGUGGUAAACUACCAUCUCUAAAAAGACUGAGAUUAUCUCGUAUGAAUAAUCUGAAAUACUUGGAUGAUGAUGAAUCUGAGGAUGGUAUGAAGGUGAGGGUUUUCCCAUCUCUGGAGAAACUCUUAUUAGAUUCUCUACCAAACAUAGAGGGGUUAUUGAAAGUGGAAAGAGGGGAGAUGUUUCCUUGUCUUUCUAGGUUGGAUAUCUGGAAUUGCCCUAAACUGCUUGGACUGCCAUGUCUUCCAUCUCUUAAAGAACUCGAGAUAUGGGGAUGUAACAAUGAGUUACUGAGGUCAAUCUCUACCUUCCGUGGUCUUACUCAGCUUUCCCUAUAUAACGGUUUCGGAAUAACAUCCUUCCCAGAGGGGAUGUUCAAAAACCUUACUUCUCUUCAAUCUCUGUCUGUAAAUGGUUUCCCAAAACUGAAGGAGUUACCAAAUGAACCCUUUAACCCAGCUUUGACGCAUCUGUGUAUCACUUAUUGUAAUGAGUUGGAGUCCUUACCAGAGCAAAAUUGGGAAGGUCUUCAAUCCCUUCGAACUCUAAAGAUUCGUAAUUGUGAAGGAUUGCGAUGCUUGCCGGAGGGUAUUCGACACCUCACAUCUCUUGAAUAUUUAUAAAUGUCCAACAUUUGUGAGAAGGGUGCAAAGAGGGAAUGGGGGAGGAUUGGGACAAGAUAGCUCAUAUUCCAAAAAUACAGUUUAAGUUUGAAUGGGAGGAUUAAGAAGCAGAGACGUUUACCCUUUAUCUGCCUUAAUCACCAUCGCAAAAAUAUAUUUUACUGUUAACUUCUUUGGAACCCAUUCCACAGAAACAGUUCCUGAGUACGUACAUGAAAGAUAUUUUACUGCUCAACCUACGGACAAUUGUUCUAAUUCUGGAUUUCCUUUGAUACACAAGGGUGGGGUCGACAAAUAAAGGGAGGGAUUAACAGGAACAAACGUACCUAAUGAUGAAGAUGACAUGGUUCGGGUCGGAGCUCAGUGCACAGUAGAAAGUCUGAUCAUCAAGCUUGUAAAAUAGCAGCAAUGGUUCCUGAUAGAGUUCUCUCCUUGGCUUUGCUAAAUGCAACAGGUGGAGAUUUUCAAUGUUUGCCAGAGAUUUUUAAAGAAUAUUGACGGUUGUCGAUGCAUGCACUAAACUCUGACCAACCUGUGAAGUAUUUCUCAAGACAGUUAUCUGGAAGAAGAUGAAUCACUUGCUUUCUCUGUUUUUGUAUGGAAUAUGUCUACGAGUAAAAUUAUUGUGAGAAUUGGGCCAUAUCUUUAGAAUUGACGCUGAGCUUGUUAAUGCAACAAAUCAAAAUUCUUGGUUCAAGCUAUUAGCCAGAUAUGUUGUGGAAUGCUGCUGAAUCGCAGCCAUGUUUGUGUCGGACAAUGUUAUUGAUCAAGUUGUGUUGUGUCCACUGCUUUUGCUGAAAGCAAGAGGAUACUUCAGCUGAACCACAGAAACUAUAAGAGGUGACACUUAUUUCGCUUCGAACUAUGGAUAUUGUUGAAUGUGAGGAAUUCAGAUCCCUGCCAUAAGACGAAAUCGAUUAAAAUUGUCAACCUUAUGGGUCAGAUUAUCGUUAUCGCAUCUCCACUUCCGUUGAUGCUGGUAUUGAUAUGGUGAUGGUCCUUCAUUUAUGAAAUAGCCCUUUCAUGUAUAAUAUAUUUAUGAAAGAGUCGGAGUUUCAUGUUCGAUCAGGGGAAACACCAAUAGCCGGAAUUGGCGACGUUGUUAAGAAAUAUUAGGAAUGAAGUUUGCUGCUGAAGAUUUCAAUUUCCUUUAACUGAUAGCUCUUUGCUGGUUAUGGUUAAUUUCAAGGCAAGGGACUGAACGUAUUUUGGCCUGAAAAAUCAAUCUCCAAAGAAGGCAGUGAACAAUGGUGAUCCAACACAUGAGCCAAACUCAAUUCCAACUAAUAACAGAUGUUGAAAAGAGUUAUAUAUAGCUUCUCCUAAGCCUCAGGAGGUUGUCCUUGAUUUUACAAUAUCUACUAAAUGGAAGGGGGUAGAGAAGUAUAUACCAUUGAUGUAACCAUCCACUAAGCAAUACACACAACCACAAAGGAUUUGAGGAGUUAAUGAAUAGUCCGGUGCAACAGUCGUGCGAAAAAAAGCAACAGAUGAAGUCUCAACAAACUUGAGUUCAUUAUCAUCAGCACACAUGAAUGAUCCUUAAGAAGGGACUUCAGCUUGAGGAUAUAUAAUAUUGAUUAACUUCGCAAAUUAGCUUCCACUGAAUAUAUUUAAGAACUCAUCCUUAUUUUAUUUCAAAUUCUUGUUUCUUAUCUGUUCAGUAAGUGAACUUGUUAUAAAUAUCCCUGUGUCUGGGAAGUUUGUUUAUAAUAAUUCGUGAUAAGAACUAGGAUUCGACAUAAAACAAAGUCAAUAGAAUUCUCGAUCUCUCAAACUCUGAAAUGCUUAUUAUUUUAAUGAUUCUAGCUAGAGCAAAGUGGUUGAUUUACUGCUUGCAGACGUUGCACAAAUGAAGGGUGGUUGUGCCUGAGUCGAACACAUCUGAUGUGAAAAUUGGAAAUAUUAGUGAAUAUACACUAUCAGCGUAAAA